Messenger RNA from Schizosaccharomyces cryophilus OY26, 3201 nucleotides. Its product is annotated as cytoplasmic alanine-tRNA ligase Ala1. Lineage: Eukaryota; Fungi; Ascomycota; Schizosaccharomycetes; Schizosaccharomycetales; Schizosaccharomycetaceae. The record is from RefSeq and is a predicted model, not a curated record. Gene Ontology annotation, cellular component: cytoplasm; mitochondrion. Gene Ontology annotation, molecular function: amino acid binding; alanine-tRNA ligase activity; nucleic acid binding. The transcript has a single exon. Bases 21 to 3080 code for a protein of 1019 amino acids. Gene Ontology annotation, biological process: alanyl-tRNA aminoacylation; tRNA modification.
CCACCUUCCUUCCACCACGGAUGUUUGAGUAUGCAAACCGCUUUGCAAUCUUUCACAUAAAAGGAUUUAAAGGAUUCUACCUACAACCAUUAUAUAAAAGAAAACUUAGCAGUUUUAAUCUGGAUCCCUCACUAUCUCAGCUUCAUAAAAAUUUUCGAGCCACUAAAACUUACCGUUUACCACUACAUCAACGUACCCUUAUGACCAUCCCAACCGAGUCGAUUGAGUGGCCUGCUAAUAAGGUUAGGAGCACUUUCUUAAAAUUUUUUGAAGAGCGAGGACAUACCGUCGUUCCUAGCUCCUCUGUAGUCCCUUACGAUGAUCCUACGCUUCUCUUUGCCAAUGCUGGUAUGAACCAGUUUAAGCCUAUUUUUUUGGGAACUGUAGACCCUUCUCACGAAUAUUCCAAGCUUAAACGUGCUGUUGACUCUCAAAAGUGUAUUCGUGCUGGUGGUAAGCAUAAUGAUCUUGAAGAUGUCGGCAGAGACAAUUAUCAUCACACCAUGUUUGAAAUGUUGGGCAAUUGGUCAUUUGGUGAUUAUUUCAAGAAGGAGGCUAUUCAGAUGGCCUGGGUAUUGCUUACCGAAGUGUAUGGUCUAGAAAGGGAUCAGCUUUAUGUCACCUACUUUGGUGGUCAUGAAGAAUCUGGCUUAGAACCUGAUUUGGAAGCUCGUCAACUUUGGCUUGACAUUGGUAUCCACGAGUCUCGUGUUAUUCCUGGAGACCUUAAAGAUAAUUUCUGGGAAAUGGGUGAUCAAGGCCCUUGCGGUCCCUGUUCAGAAAUUCACUAUGAUCGUAUUGGCAAUCGCUCUGUACCUGAACUCGUCAACAUGGAUGAUCCUAAUGUCCUGGAAAUUUGGAACAUUGUGUUCAUACAAUACAACCGUGAAAAAGAUGGCUCUCUUCGCCCCCUCCCUAAUCGCCAUGUUGACACCGGUAUGGGUUUUGAGCGUCUAGUGUCUGUCAUUCAAAAUAAGACAUCUAAUUACGAUACUGAUGUGUUCACUCCGCUCUUUAAAAAAAUACAAGAGCUUACCGGUGCUCGUCCAUAUACCGGAAAAAUGGGUGACGAAGAUGUGGAUGGUAUCGAUACUGCUUAUCGUGUAGUUGCUGAUCAUGUUCGUACCUUGACUUUUGCUAUUAGUGAUGGCGGUGUCCCUAAUAACGAAGGACGCGGUUACGUUUUGCGUCGUAUCCUGAGACGUGGUGCUCGCUAUGUCCGUAAAAAGUUUGGUGUUCCUAUCGGAAGCUUUUUCUCCCAGCUCUCUCUUACUGUCGUCGAACAGAUGGGUGAAUUCUUUCCAGAGCUUUACAGAAAGGUCAACGAUGUACGUGAAUUAUUAGACGACGAAGAAGUGUCCUUUUCUAAAACUUUGGAUCGCGGUGAAAAGAUGUUUGAACAAUAUGCAGCUGCUGCCAAAAAGUCUUCCAGCAAUAUAUUGCAAGGAAAUGAUGUUUGGCGUCUAUACGAGACAUAUGGUUUUCCAGUCGAUCUUACUCACUUAAUGGCUGAAGAAGCAGGUAUUAAGAUUGACGAACCUGGUUUUGAAGCUGCUCAAACUCAUUCGAAAGAAAUGAGUAAGCGUGCUACCAAGAGUGGCUCUUCUGGUGGCGAACUGUUAGUUUUGGACGUUCACGCCUUGGGUGAUCUUGCAAAAAUGGACGAAGUACCCAAGACUGAUGAUAUUUAUAAGCACGAUCAUGCUACUUUAGAAUCUGCCGUUAAAGCUAUCUACCAUAAGGAUGGCUUCCAAACUGUUACUAAAGAUUUUGAAUCUGGUGAGCAAUUUGGAAUCUUGCUUGAUCGUACCAACUUUUACGCUGAACAAGGUGGUCAAGAAUACGACACUGGACAUAUCGUCAUUGAUGGCGUUGCUGAUUUCCGUGUAACUAACGUUCAAGUUUAUGCUGGUUAUGUUCUUCAUACAGGUUUUUUAGAAUACGGCAAUCUGAACAUCGGUGAUAAGGUUACCUGUGAAUAUGAUGAGAUUCGUCGUUGGCACUUAAUGAACAAUCAUACUGUCACCCAUGUUCUGAACCUUGCUCUUCGUAAUGUUCUUGGGGAGGGUAUUGAGCAACGUGGUUCUUUGGUUUCUCAAGAAAAGAUGAGAUUUGAUUUUUCUUACAAAUCUUCCCUUCCAAUUGAUAAGCUUUUGGAAGUCGAAAAUUUCUGCAACGAUCAAAUUAGAAAGGAUUUACCAGUUUAUUCUAAGAAUGUCCCCUUGAAGGAUACAAAGGAAAUUAAUGGUCUACGUGCCGUUUUUGGAGAAGUCUAUCCCGACCCAGUUAGACUUGUUUGUAUCGGUGUCGACAUUGAUAAUCUUUUACAGAAUCCUAAGAAUCCUGAAUGGUAUAAUUACAGUAUUGAAUUCUGUGGUGGUACUCAUGUUGCUAAAUCUGGUGAAAUUAAAGACUUUGUCAUUUUGGAGGAAAGCGGUAUUGCUAAAGGAAUUCGUCGUAUCGUAUCCGUUACAUCCACCGAAGCUAAUCGUGUUUCUCGUGUUGCUAAUGAAUUUGACGCCCGCAUUAAUGAAUUAGAAAAGAUGCCUUUUGGUGCUGCUAAAGAAGCCGAAUUGAAAAAGGUUGGCGUAGAUCUUUCUAAGCUUACGAUAUCUGCCGUCCGUAAACAUAACAUGAGAGAACGUGUUGCCAAAAUCACAAAGCAGUUCCAAGACCAGGUAAAGGCUGCUAAUGCUGCUGAGCAAAAAGAAGCUGUAAAUAUGGUAGUUGAAUAUUUCAAGGAGAACCCUGAAGCUCAUUUCGUUGUCGCUAAGGUCCCUAUCUCUGCCAACCCUAAAGCCUUGAGCUUUGCUCUCGCCCAUACGAAGAAGAACCUUAAAGGCAAGAGUGUCUACCUUGUAGCUUCUGACAAUACAAAGGUUGCUCAUGCUUGCCUUGUGUCAAAUGAGGCUUUGCAAAAGAUCACUCCUCAAGAAUGGUCUCAAAAGGUUUGUUUACAAAUUGGUGGACGUAGUGGUGGUAAAGGUGAUACUUGUCAAGGUGUUGGUGAGAAGGCUGAGAAUGUUGAUGCUGCCAUUGAAGAAGCUAUCGAAUUCUUCCAGGGUAAAUUGACUUUGUAGUUUUAUAAUAGUAUGGAUUUGUACAUUAAUUGUGCAUGUUAAUAGAGAUAUUGUUUUGAAUGUAAAGGAUUUACAUUUUAGUUCGCAUUUUAAUUGAUGAGUUUGAUUUCAGAAAGUUGUG